This is a messenger RNA of Folsomia candida, 1951 nucleotides long. RefSeq lists its product as uncharacterized. Lineage: Eukaryota; Metazoa; Arthropoda; Collembola; Entomobryomorpha; Isotomidae. The transcript is spliced from 6 exons. The record is from RefSeq and is a predicted model, not a curated record. Bases 489 to 1793 code for a protein of 434 amino acids.
UUCUUCAGUCGUGGAAAGACAGUGGACGAGCAGGGACCAACUCGUCAUUGGGAAAAGUGGAGGGGAUUGUUUUGUGUGCGUGUCUCAAUUUUCCCAAAGGGUAGGAAUUAUUAUGGGUGUGGUGACGUAAAUUUGUUGGGUGUAGCGUGUCAAAAAUUAUGGGAAAUUGGUCUCCUCGCUGUGUAUGAAAUUAUCCAGAAUUUAGUGCCCGCAUAGUUUUUCCGUUAAAGUGCAGUUAAGUCGUUAAUCGACAAAAUGUGAAAAGUUUUGCUGCCCACGAAUCCACUGGUCAGUCGUUUGUGCGUGGAUUUGAGUGAAAGGGUAAAAAAGUUUGAAGUGCUUUUUCUCGGAUUUUCACAAAAAGUUGGGCAAUUUUGGACUUGCUAGAGACUUGUGUAAUCGUCUCAAAUUAAAUAAUCCCAAACUGCCAAUCAAUUCAUUUACGCACUUGAAGAAAUAAAAUUUACUUGGUCGCAAUUUGUGGCAAAAUGUUUGAAGUAAAUUAUUUUGUAAAGCUAAUGUUAGCUUUGGUAACGGCGUCGGUCGUUAGCGGGAACUACAAUUUAUACGUCGACAAAGAAGAAUUUCAUAGGAUCACGGGAGGGACGUUGUCUCAAGUUUACCUCGUUCGAGACGGUGUCGUGAACGACUACGCACUCGGUUACGUAAUGACGGUGCCGUAUCACAUUCAAUAUUUGGACUUCAAAUGGCAAGCGACGACUAAGAAACCGGUCCACUACGAAAUUCUGAUUGAAUUCUCAGACUUUUUCGCACUGCUUCAACCAUCCGCCAAUAUUUCUAAAGUGGGAAGGCUGCCACACAAAUUGGAAACGUUACGGGUUUCCCUUCCCUGCAGUGGCCGAUUGACGACCGAGGUUCCUGUGAUAAUCCGAUUCACCUUCAACGUGAAACAUGCAACGAAAAACAACGUCCACGGUCACAACGUCACAAAUGUGAACGUGAAGAGGAACAAGAUUUGUCUGCUUAAAGAAAACCACCAACUGACAUCAUCCGUCGUCGCCAUGACACCGAAGGAAAAGCGCACAAAUGUCAUCCCUCCGCUGCACGACAACGUCAGCAACAAUACUCACUUAUCGCACCCGAUAACCCCGCUGGACCAUCCACACGUUCCAUCGGCGACACCAUCGCUGCUUUUGGCUGGUCUGCUUGGUGGCUGCGCCGUCACUGCAUCAAUCGCUUCAGUCGUGUUCUUCAUCUGUUUGAAGAAAAGGUUGCAAAAAAUUGACCAACGAAACAACAAUUCCACUGAUUUCGCAACUGAGAAAUAUUACCAUCCGUCAAACUCCACGACGACGAGCUCCUCCAGCCCAGCGUGUCUCUUGAGAAAUACGAAAACCUGGGUCAAAGACCAGUCACCUCCGUCACACCCACCGCCACCCCUUCCGAACUCAUACGCAAACAUUGCCAGUUUCUGGAACGAUAUUUUGUCAGCGCCAGAAAACAAGUCAAACGCGAGAUUAAAUUCGUCGCUGGUGUCGUCGCAGGAGAGUCCGCUGCACAAACGGUCCGACGUCUCUCCGUACGCUUAUGCACAAAUUAUCCAGCCCAACACUAAAAACAAUGAGUGGUGGAACACCUCGAAUAAUUCACACAUUUACGCGAACCACUUGUCAUCAUUUGCAGGACAAUCAAAUAAAUUAAGUGGCGAAGAAGUGUACGAUUCGCAUUACGCUGGCCGAUCCGUCGGUUCUGGAAGUUUGAUUCAAAUUGAUGGAUUUCAAUGCCCGAAGAACUUUACGAAAGAGAAACACGUGGAGGAGAGAUUUCUGUAAUCCGAUUGGACCAUUUUUAAACUAGGAGUGUUUUUAUACAUCUCAAAAUUUUAUAUUACACCAUUUUACGAAAUUAAACUUGUUAAUCGCAUUUUUUAGGUAAUGAAUGAAAAUAAAACAGGUCGUCGAUGUUUGUAUGAAUAAAUACGUGAAAAGAA